AUGUGGCACCUCAGCCUCAAAAAAGAUCUUACUUCAGCAAAGCUGUUUUACUUCCUUUUUCAUUUGAUAGCUCGCCUCAACUCCACUGCAAUCUCUCUCUCUCUCUCUUUCCCGUGUCCCGUGGAGGUUGAUGACUUUGGGAUCCCGCACAAAGCGAUCGAUGCCUUUGCGAGCCUGGGCAGCGCUGGCUCGCAUCCAGGGAAUGAGGAGAGGGACCUUCAUCGUUGGAUGAGAAACUUGUGGGGACUCACCUUAGAGCCAUAUACGAUCUACUGCGACCUGGUUCGAGGGCAGGGUGAGACUCAUCGAACUGCGGUCCCUGUCUUGUUACCUCACGAAGUACUGCACGCUCUGUCCAAGACGAACCCUUACGCCUUUUCAUCGAUCAUGCUGGGAAACCUAGAUGACCAAAGCCGUGUUGACUUCUGGAAACACGUUCGAACUUGCGAGCCGUGGAGAGAGCACCCUUGCUUGCAAGAUGACUCAGCCUUGAGUCGACUGGUCGGCUUUACCUAUCAUGGGGAUGGUGCCCAGUUCUAUAGGGAGGACGAGUAUUUUGUAUGGAGUUUUGCAAGCGUAUUUGGAGGGCAGGGUUCAAUCAAAGACGUGCUACUGUACCGAUUCCCUUUGUGCAUUAUACCGGAGCGAUUUAUGAAAAGCCACCAUGUCCGCGACGCGGUCCACCAAACCAUCGCCGAGCUCACCUCGUGGUCGACGACCAUCUCCAGUCGUGGAAUCGGUCCUGACAAGGGUUUUCAUGGCGAAUGCCUUCAGAAAACCCCCAGGGCUGAGUUGAUUGGUAAUGAACUGGCGAAGGGUUGGAAGGGAUGUUUCUUUGCCUUCAAGGCUGAUCUGAAAGCCCGGCAUCAGAUGCAUUUCUUGGGGAGGUACUACCAAUGCAACCAGAUGUGCGACAGAUGUUUGGCUUUGCAGGGGGGCCGUUGCCCUCCCCACCUGGACUAUCGCAACAUCACCGAGUCUGCAGUCUGGCCAUUGACUGGGAUCAGUCAUGACACGUACAUGAGAUUGGACGCGGCCUCACUUUCCCCAUGGAAGGACAUGCCCGGGUUUCAUUUUCAUACCAUCAGCUAUGAUUGGAUGCACAAUUGCUACCUUGGGACCGGUAGAGACUUGUGCGCCAGCGCCAUCAAAGUCUUAAUUGACUACUGCGGAUUCGGUGGUGGGAGCGAUUCGGGGAGCAUGGACGCUGUACUAGCCGAUGUUCACCAACGCAUGCGAGAUGUUUGCGCCCAAUACAAGAUCAGUAUGCCUGCCAAGCCGCAAUUCACUACUGCAAAUCUAGGUGGGGAAGAUGGAUAUUUUGAGUUGGGGUCGCGAUUCAAGGCAUCGCAUGUGAAGUUGAUAAUCUGGUGGCUCUCCAAAGAAUGCCAAAUUGUGGCUGAUGCGAACCCGUCAGAACCAGUCCUCAACGUCCUGGCCACAUCGACCUAUGGCCUGCAGCGGUUCAUUGAGCUGAUGGACCAAUGUGGAAUCGUUUUCACGGCUCGCGAAGCAGCUGAAGCAAAGAAGUGUUUAGAUCUUCAUUUGAAAGCGUACUAUUGGUUAGCUGCUCAUUUCUAUUCCAGAAGGCAGUUGCUUUUCAAGCUGCGUUGCAAGUCGCAUUAUCAUUUCCACAUGGCUGAAGAUGUCAUCAGUAAUCGUUUGAACCCCUCAAUAUUCCACAAUUUUAGUGAAGAGUCAUUUCUCGGUAAGAUUAAGGCUAUAGCAAUCCGCUGUCACGGCCGCACGUGCGUUCGACGAGUGCUGCAGCGCUAUCUACUGUGCCUGUCGGUUUGCUUGAAUGAUUUUGAAAAGACAGAGGCCCGAUGGGCGUAG
Molecule: messenger RNA, 1836 nt
Organism: Durusdinium trenchii
Lineage: Eukaryota; Dinophyceae; Suessiales; Symbiodiniaceae
Source: the annotation of a GenBank genome assembly